Helianthus annuus (common sunflower) is the source of this 396-nucleotide messenger RNA. RefSeq names its product ctenidin-1-like. The record is from RefSeq and is a predicted model, not a curated record. Lineage: Eukaryota; Viridiplantae; Streptophyta; Magnoliopsida; Asterales; Asteraceae. The coding region runs from base 1 to 396 and encodes 131 amino acids. The transcript has 2 exons.
AUGACGGUGGAGGUAGGUGGCGGCAGUGGCGAUGGUGGUGGUGGGGGCGGUAGCAGCGGCGACGGUGGUCGGAGGUGGCGGUGGAUGGUGGCGGUUGAUAGCGGUGGUAACGUUGGGUGGUGGCGGUGGGGGGUGGCGGUGAUCGGAGGUGGCAGUGGCAAUGGUGGCGGCGAUGAUCGAAGGUGGGUGGUGGCGAUGAUCGGAGGUGGCAGUGGCGACGGUGUGUGGCAACGACGGCGGUGGCGGGGACAGAGGUGGGUGGCGGCGGUAGGUGGUGGCAGCGGCGGUGGCGGGUGGCGGCGGAGGUGGGGCCCCUUGAUUUUAUCUCUUGUGCGCGCUACUCCUUUGGUGGAAGCCAAGGAUGGCACCCCCUUUAACGGAGGCGGGAUGGUUUAA